Molecule: messenger RNA, 2582 nt
Organism: Magallana angulata
Lineage: Eukaryota; Metazoa; Mollusca; Bivalvia; Ostreida; Ostreidae
Exons: 4
Coding region: 131-1921 (596 amino acids)
Source: RefSeq, a predicted model, not a curated record
CCUCGCUCGGCUUGGACCCGCUAUAGCGGGGACAUAAACAGGCAGGGUUAACAUCUCCCUGCAGUAGUCCCAACAAUACGUAGGUCACAGAGUAUUGGUCAACGUUCUCUGCUCUCGGACUGUGGUAGGAAUGGGUGCAAUGAAGGUUUUGGCGAUCCUUCUAUCCUGUGGGGCUGUUGUUUUCUCGCAGAAUAGAGGGGAUAUUGUGAAAAACGACUUUGGGGAUUUUUCUUCUCGUUUUGUGGGUCCAUCCCCACCGAUUUCAGGAGGAAGCUCUAACAAUUUCGAGAUUCAACAGAAAGGUGUGUCUCCGAAUGGAAACUUUUUCGCCCCUGGAGUUCAAGUUUUGCCAGACCCUGCGCCAUUUUUUAGACCAGCCUCUAACGUUGGACCAAUCGGAAAUGCGGGAGGAUUAUUCCCAAUGGAAAACAUCGGCGGACCUUCAUUUGACAAUAUUGGAGGUCCGAAUAACUUCGACAACGAAAGGGGACCGUUUUCAUUUGGAGGAGAUUUACCGUUCAUUCCAGAUGAGGGUUUUGGGAAUGUAGGACCAGAGCAUAACGGACCAGGACCUUUCGGACCGGGACCUUUGGGAGCGGGGCCUUUGGGACCAGGGCCUAUUGGACGUGAAGAUUUUGGACCAGUGCCCAUGGGACCCGUAAAUAUAGGACCAGGGCAUAUUGGACAUAGAAAUAUGGGACCUAGUUAUCCAUCCAGGAUAGGGACCGAAUUUAAACACGAUGAUUUUGUCACUGAUCAAGUUAAUAAUUUCCGAUCUUCUCCGAUUGUGCGCGGUUCUUCUUCAUCAAGGGAUUCAGUAGCUGAUGAAGCCAAAAGGUUCCGCUCAUCCCCCGUUGUAAGUCUACUGCCCAGUGGAUCGGGCAAUGGAGGUUCUGAAGCACUGAAUAAUAUAGCACAAGCUAUUCAACCAACCAGGGAGAUUGAUGGCAAACGGUAUGAACCGAUGUUCAAAGAGUUCCCAGACAUAUUCCUGAGCAAUGAAGGCAAAGACAGUUGUUUUGCAAAGCUCAAGAAAGUAUUCGAUAAAUCAUAUCCCAAACUUCCGGAAGUUGAGCGGAGUAAUGACCCCAUAUCCUAUCCACAUCCUCGAUUAGCAUUCAAACUUCCACCGUUCGUUAAUCCCAUUUACAGAUAUGCGAUCAACAACAACGUACAAUACGUACCCUAUAAAAUUUCAACAUCACCAGCUCCCAUCUUCGUUCCGUUUACUAGAGAUAGUAAUAAAUUGUUGUUCCCAACAUUACCAAUUUUCCUUCCCUACGUCAAGAUCUCUAUAAAUGUCCCCGAGCAGAAACGCCAAUAUUUCCCAUACAUCCCUUUCCAACCCGACAAGGACCGGAUACCUUCCCAGUCCUGCAGUCAGAGCAGAAUUCUUCUGCCGAUCCCUGGAAACCCGAAGGAGCUUUAUUCAGUGGCAGCAUACACUCUCGUCGCAUUACAAGGGAAUCAAGCAUCGGGUGCCGUUAUCGCUCCGUCAAACAAAAAUAUUCCUGGUUUGAUAGGACCAUUCCUUGGAGCGGGAUCCCCCGUACAAGCAGCACCGACCUUCCCCGUGGUUCCCGCAGUUAUCGCAGGCCCGUCCAUAAAGUCUGGUGGUCCAGUCAUCUUCUCGGCGCCAUUAGGAGGUAGUUUGUUACCAGGCGCUGGUGGUUCUUUUGGGGCUGCAGGCUCUUUGGAUUUAGACUCUGAUUUUAAGUAUUCCUCGAUAGCUAGCAGCUCUGGUGGCCCAGCAGUUUUCUCAGCGCCACUUGCAGCAGCCAGUUCGCUCCUUGGCGCUGGUGGCCCAGCAAUUUUCUCAGCACCACUUGCAGCAGCCGGUUCGCUCCAUGGCGCUGGUGACCCGUCAGUAGCGAUCGGUGGAGCAGGACAUGGUGCAAGUGGCCGACUCGCUAAGUAUUAAUCCAUCCCCUACUAUGCACAUCACGUAAUGGAAUACUUGUGAAAUGUUUGUUAUUUAUUUAUUACAAUUUGUUAAAUAAAUGUUCACAGUGUAAUUUUAGAACGGACAAUCCGAUUGGGCGAUUUGAUGCUAUCAACCAAUUGUACAAGUUGUUUGUUUGAUAAUUUGGCAUGUUCACAUUUUGAAACUAAACAACAAUAUUACAAUAUCUGGAAGCUCAAAUAUUAUGGUGUCAUCUUUUGUUGUGAUAUCCUGACUGAAAACUUAAUGUUAUUAAACUGCUGACUGCUAAUUUGUAUGCAUUUGACAUAGAGAUGAAGUUCUAGAGGAUACCAGCAUCAUUAAAAGAGAUGAACUGAGUGACCAAUCCAUGUCAAUGUGGUUAACGUUAUGUGCUGAAAACUUAUUUUGAUCUGAAACACGAGUUGUGCAUUUAAAGAAGUUGAACAUGAUAUGCUAGUACAUGUACAUCUUACUUGCCUUUUGUUAUGAACUUUCUUAUUAAUUGUAAAAGAAGAGCAAUUUUGAAGUAACUUAAUGCAGCAAGGCUGAACAUGUAUAAUUUCUUGAUUUUUCAGUGUUAUCAUUUUUACCCGUUAUCAUUUCUAUUUACUUAAUUAAGUACUUUUUGAACUGGUUGUCAAUAAAAGAAAAAUAAUAA